AUGCAAGGUGAUGGCACAGAGGACGCCCUGGUGGUGCAGUUCCCCGACACGGACCGACCCGUCCCGAGGCCGAACUACCUGCCCAGGUCAGUGCCGCGGGACUUCGCCGAGCGCCUGGCGAGCUUCCACGGCGACCCCUUCGCCUGGUGGAUGGGGCAGUUCAUGAAGUACGCCAUGAGGAUGAACCGGGGAUUCCAGGAGGCCGUUGAGAAGCUCGGCGCCCGCCUUGGCUUCGAGGGUCCUGUUGUUGGAGUGCAAGUCAGAAGAACAGACAAGCUGCUUCACGACUCCAGACUCAUAGAACUGGAGGAGUACAUGGAGGCCGUCGACGACUUCUACAACGACCUGGAGGUUCGGGGGACGACGGUGACGACUCGCAAGGUCUACCUGGCCACAGACGACCCGCAGGUCCUCAAGGAAGCCAAGGAGAAAUUCCCCAAACACGCCUUCGUGUACAACGAGGACAGCGUCGCCAGCGCCAACAUGAAGGAGCGGAGGAGCGAGGCCAACAUCCACAACAUCCUGGCCGAUGUUUACUUCCUCUCUCGCUCGGAUUUCCUCGUGUGUGGCAUGUCGUCCAACAUCUGCCGCCUGGCCUACGAGCUCAUGCAGACCCUCCACGCAGACGCCUCCAGAAAGGUCUUCUCCGUCGACUCACCUUAUUGGUUCCACUACCAGAGCGGCCACGAGGUGGAGGCGAGGUUCCCCCACACGCCUCGCAGGGACAGUGAAAUCGAGCUGCAGAAGGGCGACCGCGUGAAGGAGGUCCUGAGGCACUACAGCAACAACCCCAACCUGCACGACGGCUUCAUCCACGGGGUCAACCAGAGGACGAGAAAAGCCGGCUUGUACCCGAUCUACAAGACGGUGGACGUCCUGCGGCUCGCGGACACGCCGCCCUUCGACGCCAUCGACAGGAGGGACAAGUAAAUGGGUCGAGGAGAGAGAGAGAGAGGAGAGAGAGAGGGGAGAGGAGAGAGGA
Penaeus vannamei (Pacific white shrimp) is the source of this 982-nucleotide messenger RNA. The record is from RefSeq and is a predicted model, not a curated record. Lineage: Eukaryota; Metazoa; Arthropoda; Malacostraca; Decapoda; Penaeidae.